This is a messenger RNA of Acipenser ruthenus (sterlet), 6646 nucleotides long. Its product is annotated as kinase suppressor of Ras 1-like. The coding region runs from base 271 to 3150 and encodes 959 amino acids. NCBI's taxonomy places the organism in Eukaryota, Metazoa, Chordata, Actinopteri, Acipenseriformes, Acipenseridae. The record is from RefSeq and is a predicted model, not a curated record. The transcript has 20 exons. Gene Ontology annotation, biological process: protein phosphorylation. Gene Ontology annotation, molecular function: ATP binding; protein kinase activity.
UUCAACAGCUGACAGGCAGUAAAGACGAUCUGAAAAAAAAAAAGGCUGCUAGCACUACCGAACAAGAGCGGAGUCUGUCUCUUUCAAAGCAGCUAAUAUAAACUGCUGUCAAGUCAGCAGCAGCACAGUACGCCGUAUGCACUUGUUAGGGCGCUCGGUUUGAGUAACCAUUUCUUUUUUCGUUAUCAUACUACCUGGACGGUCAUUAUUCAUCGUUCUUUGCCUUUGUGGUUUCUAAAGAACCCCGCAACCCGGUCCCGAUGCCGAGGGAUGGAUAACGUGUCUGGCAAAGGUGGACAGAUGGUCGAGAAUGGUGCAGCUUUGGAACAGGGCAGUACUGCCAGGGCUGGUGUCGCCGGCUGUGGAGGGGGAGCCGCGAUGGCCGCUUUGCGGCAGUGUGAACUCAUCCAAAAUAUGAUCGACAUCUCUCUCUUGAACCUGCAAGGGCUCCGGACCAAAUGCGCAGCUUCCAACGACCUGACUCGACACGAGAUCCGCACUUUAGAGGUGAAGCUGGUGAAGUACAUCGGCAAGCAGCUGCAGUGUAAACACAAAGUGCCCACGAGCGAGUGGUCAGUGGCCCUGGACAGCUUCCCGCGACUGAGCGACUGGCUGAAGACUGUUAACCUGAGGAGACAGGUCACCCAGGCAGUUUCAGGGGAGCUCUCCCUCGAUGCUCUGCUGCAGAUGUCCAGCCUGCAGGUCAGUGACGCCAUGAGGCGAUUCGGCUCCAGCUCUGAGGAGUGCUCCCGGCUCAACGCUGCCCUCUCCUGUCUGAAGAACGCCUGUAAAUCAGGAGGAGAGCUCAGAGAAGACUCCUGCCAGUGGAGCUCUUCAGAAACGCAGAGACGAGAGAGCAGCAGGGCCCCGUCGGAGCAGCUGUCCUGUCCGGGGGGGUCUGUCUGGCCGCACAGCCCCUCCCCUCUCGCUCGCGUCCCGUGCAACCAGCCCCGUUCCAUCUCGGUGUCUGCCAUCCCCACCUCGGACUGCCCUGCGCCCUCGCACCCGGGGGUGUACCUCUAUAUGGACCCCUUCUCCCCCUGCACGCCCCCCCUCACGCCCCCCUCCAAGAGGAAGAGCAAGCUGAAGCCCCCCCGCACGCCGCCGCCCCCCUCUCGCAAGGUGCUGCACCUGCUGCCCGGCUUCUCCACCCUGACCCGGAGCAAGUCCCACGAGUCCCAGCUGGGGAACCGCAUCGAGGAGGUGCCCCAGAACAAGAGUGGUAAGAACAAGCUGCUCCUCAGCGUGCAGAUCAACGGGGGCGGUGGCUGUGAGGACGCUCCUGCCCGCUCUCCUCUGGUCUCCUUGAGAUCGCAGUGCCACCCCGCCCCCUCUCCCGCUCCCGCGGCCGGCUCGCACCCUCUCCCUGGCACCCCCACACUCCUCGACGAGUACAGCACCCAGAAGAAUAACAUCCAGCGUGGGUCCCCGCAAACAGCAAGAAGGGAUAUCGGGUUAGCAGUCACACACAGGUUCUCUACCAAGUCCUGGUUAUCUCAGACGUGCCAGGUGUGUCAGAAGAACAUGAUGUUCGGGGUGAAAUGUAAACACUGCAGAUUAAAGUGUCAUAACAAAUGUACAAAAGAAGCUCCUUCCUGCAGAAUAUCGUUUCUUCCUAUCGAAAAAAUCAGAAGAACGGAAUCGGUACCUUCGGAUAUCAAUAACCCGGUAGACAGGCCCGCGGAGGCACCUCAGUUUGGGACGCUUCCGAAGGCGCUGACCAAGAAGGAUCAUCCUCCAGCAGUGUGUCAGCUGGACUCCAGCAGUAACCCGUCAUCGACCACUUCCUCCACCCCCUCCUCUCCAGCCCCCUUCCAGCAGUCCAACCCCAACAGCGCCACCCCGCCCCCCAACCCCUCGCCCAAGGGUCACCGCGACAGCCGCUUCAACUUCCCCGCUGCCUGCUACUUUCAUCAUAGACAACAGUUUAUUUUCCCAGAUGUGCCCGGUUCACCACUGCCCGUGAUCAUGCAUACUGAAAAUCCAGAAGACUCUGUUGCGGUUCAGCCAUCAGAGACUGAAACGGAAGAGCAGGAAGUGGAGAAUGAGUCGGAGGAGCUGGAGGAGGGCGAGUCAGAGGAGGCGAAAGGGGAGUCGGAGGGGGAGUACGAAGCAGACGAGCUUGACGACCUCCCCAGCUCCCGGUGCCACUGGAAGGGGCCGAUCUCGCGCAAGGCCAGCCAGACCAGUGUCUACCUCCAGGAGUGGGACAUCCCCUUCGAGCAGCUGGAGCUGGGGGAGCUGAUCGGCAAAGGCCGCUGGGGCAAGGUGCACAAAGGCCGCUGGCACGGGGAGGUGGCCAUCCGGCUGCUGGAGAUCGACGGCAACAACCAGGACCAUCUGAAGCUCUUCAAGAAGGAGGUGAUGAACUACCGACAGACGCGCCACGAGAAUGUGGUGCUGUUCAUGGGAGCCUGCAUGCACCCGCCCCAUCUCGCCAUCAUCACCAGCUUCUGUAAAGGACGGACGCUCUACUCUGUUGUGAGAGAUGCCAAAAACACCCUAGAUAUCAACAAGACCCGCCAGAUCGCUCAGGAGAUCGUGCAGGGAAUGGGCUACCUGCAUGCGAAGGGCAUCGUCCACAAGGAUCUCAAGUCCAAGAAUGUGUUCUACGACACAAACAAAGUGAUCAUCACGGAUUUCGGACUCUUUGGAAUAUCUGGAGUUGUACAAGAAGGAAGGAGGGAGAACGAGCUGAAGCUGCCUCACGGCUGGAUCUGCUACCUGGCCCCGGAGAUCGUGCGUCAGAUGGCUCCAGCGAAGGAUGAGGACAGGCUGCCCUUUUCCAAAGCCGCCGACGUUUACGCGUUCGGGACGAUUUGGUACGAGCUGCAGGCCCGUGAUUGGCCCAUCAAGAACCAGCCGGCCGAGUCCACGAUAUGGCAGGUGGGCAGCGGAGAGGGCAUCAGGCAAGUCCUGGCACAGGUCAGCCUGGGCAAGGAGGUGACGGAAAUCUUAUCAGCGUGCUGGUCCUACGAGCCUCCUGAACGUCCCACCUUCACUCAGCUCACAGAUCUGCUGGAGAAACUGCCAAAACUCAACAGGAGGCUGUCCCACCCCGGCCACUUCUGGAAGUCUGCAGAGGAUUUACAAUUAGCCGUGCCAAAAAUCCAUAUUUUUUCAAGCGGGCUGCAAUCUGGGUUUUGCUAGGUGAGCCACCAUCCUGUUUUAAAAUCCUUGAAUUGCUUUUAUAAUGCUGAGUUCAAGCAGGGAGAAAACUCAUAACAGCCCCUUCAUCUGAUUGCACAGCUUCCUAAUAAGCUCGCCUACAGCUGUCGCCAAAAGUGUAACGGAGGUCACAGGAAAACAAAUGUGAAAGUUCGCUGUGUGUGACCGGGUCUGAAACCUGUGUCAGUUCCUUGUUUUUCAGAAGUACAAGCAGAAGGUUUCAGGCUUCAAUAUUAGUUUGAAAAAGAGAAUCACUUCAGUAAUUCUCAAACGGGGUGGGGCAGGUACACUUUUUACAUAUUAUAUUUGUUCCGUACUCUGCAAAGUUAUAUAGUUUUACAUGUAUGAAGAAAACUGUACUGAUUGCUUUCUUUGAUUGGAAUAAAAAAAUAAUAAUAUGAAACAGCAGAUAUAUUCUGGUGCAUGAUAACAUAUUACAGCAAGCCAUCUCGUUGUGUUGCAUCUUGUGAAAACUCCCUAGUGCUUCUGAAGCCUCUGUUCUUCAUCAUCAUCGUCAUCAUCAUCCAUUCGCAGAAUCAUUUUCUGAAAGUGAUCCCAGCAGAUUUACUCACUUGCCUGUCCUUAGCUUUUGGCCACAGCUGUACCCUGUAUACCCAUGUGUGCAAACAGUUGUGAUGUCUGUUUUUUCUUUUUUAUCCUUUUCCAAUGCCUGUUCUUGUGGUUCUCUGAUGAGCCUGUGAUGUGUGAUUCCCUACCAACCCCCCUCUGGAUAUCUAGACAUGCCUACCUGACUGGUUAACCUCUCUGGACAUUCUCCUCUCCUCUCGCCUCCUGACUUGCCCCCGCCCCCCUCCUGCUCUGCCUGUCUGUGUGUCUACCAUGCUGAUAAACGCUGGCACCAUUACUGUCCGAGCGGGCAGUGCUCUCACCAGGGCCUGCAUUCUUACUGCGCGGUCAUUUACAAAUGCAAUCCCCCUUCUCUGUCCCUGAUCAUUGUAAUACAAGUUCUGCAAAACUAGCAUGCCACCAUUUUCCUUCUGUGCCUCUCUGUCGCUCGUUUUGAUCUGCUGUUCUUUCGACUAACCUGCCUUCCUGUGCCUCUUUUUUUUCUUUUCUUCUCCUUUUAAUAGGUUGUAGCUGUCGGAGGAAUAACUGCGGCUGCCUUGCAUUGCUUCCAAACAAAGCACUUUCCUCCUAAACUACAACAACAAAUCAACCGCUGCUGCUGCUUCCAUUAACAAAACAAAAAACUAAUCCAUCUUCCAGCUGGAACGGUCGGACGUGACGACGAAUCGGCCAGCUUGAUUAACCCCUUCCUGACCUCCUUCCCUACACGCCUUGUGUUUUUGAAGUCCUUGUCCUGGGUCUGAUCUGUAUGCAGAAAGCGUUCCUUCUGUAAACCAGUGUAAUAGGAGUAUUGGUAGCAGAAGCUGGAGCGGUAACAGGGGACUGGUUUCUUUUGUUACAGCAGCACUGCUUCUUUUCUAUAAACCGCUGCAAAGUAAUCGGUUCAUGUGAAGCAAGUUUCGCAAUACUACUGAUGGAACGAACGCCACGGAGAGCUUUCAUGACCGCUGAACGAUUGGAAGAUGAAUGAAGGGAGAUUUGAUGCUCUAUCUAGUGGAGAAUCAGACUUCCACUGACGCUUCUCAGACACUCUUGAGCACAUACGAGACGGGACCCCUUGUAUGAUCUGUAAAGAUCACAUGCACAGGCUCCUGUGGGUGAAGCCCUCGUGGCUUGAAGCGAUUGUGCACUGCUGGGCCCAGUUUCAUUUCGGAGGGCACCGUUUAUCUAAAAAUCCAUAUUCAUUUUUAAUACAGGCUGUCUGGGCUGUCCUUAACCCUUUCAGUGUGAAAUCCCGUUGGAAUCUCACGGGACUCCUAGGGCCCAGUCUGAGGUUGUGUAGGAAUAUAUUACUUGACUCUCGUAUGCUCAAUAAAGGAGUUCCUUCAGAAUUCAGGACUGAAAGGGUUAACGCGUCUGCUCCCUGUUUUUUUUUUUCAUUUCCUCCCUCCCUGUUUAAUUGCCCCACCCCAGCACAAACUGUAGCAAAGCUGUCUUCCGGUGUGAAAGGCUUGGCUUGGUAGUCCUGGCUGUGGAUUGAUUUACAUUUGGAAAGCUCAACAAGGGAGUCUGAAGUUUGUGAGUGUGUUUUUAGAGGGUGAGGCAGUAUGUGCCACAUUGUUUAAAAAGAUUGCAUUGAUUAGAAUAACUAGCUCCUGCUUAAAUAGCCUGUGACUGCGCUUCAUUGAAUUAGGGCUCUUCCUCCUGUCAAGUGCAUGUUAGAAUACGCUCUAGCACAAACCACUCUGUCUCAGCAAUACCCUCCCGUGAUCUCCUUACAACGACUGGUGGGGCAGAUUAAUAACAAGUGCAGGAGCACAUACGACUUUGGAGCUCCCCUGGCAUGGAGGAUUCUCCAGCCGUUCCUUCUAGCUGUGUGUUUGAAUGUAACAUUACGGUAGUUGCUGUUGCAACAGAAAACGACAAGAGCAUAUGUUUGUUUGUUUUGUUUUGUUUUUAAACGUUUGGUUAAAGUCUUAAAACAUGCAUCAUGAAUGUAAAGUUCUGUAUAUGAUAUUUUGUUUUCUACUUUUUACACAGCUAGGUUGUAGCAUUUUUUAAAACAUUUUUUUUUUCUGGUACUGAUAAAAGUUGUGAACAGUUUUGAAAGACGACUGAACUCAGCUUGCUGUGUUUAAUUUUUUUAUUAUUAUUUUUUUUAACAGAAUUUUUUCAAAGUUUUAAAUUAUUAACCAAGCUAAAUAAAAACAAAUAACAUAUUUAAAGAGAAGUUUGCCGCUAGAGGGGCAGUCUUAAAUUGGUAGAACAUAAUUAAUAAUAAUAAUAAUAAUAAUAAUAAUAAUAAUAAUAAUAAUAAUAAUAAUAACCUUUCAAAACUGUGAUGAGUUUAUUUGACCGGAAUGUGACUGGAUAAGGGCAUCUGCGAAGAAAUAAAUAAAUAAAUAAUAAUCAGACCAGGAGGUUAUGUUUUAAUCUGUAAAAAAAUCAAGAAAGAAACCCGUUUUGGAUUUUAAAAGGUGCCGUUUUUAACACAGUAGCGUGUGCUUGGAUGUGGAGCAGUUCUUCAUGUCCUCCUUCCUAGCGUUAUGUGGAUCUUCUCAAAGCGUGCAGAUUCACCUGUGUACCUGCUGCACACGACACAGCUAAUGUUUUAAGCAAUGUUACAGUAAUGGUAAUUCAAGGGAAGAUAACAACAGUGUGUUCAGUAUUGCCCCUCUUUUUAGAUGUAAAAAUAUUUUAGUAUUUUUUUUGGUUUUGUUUUUGGAAUGUGAUGUAAAAAUGUGUACAGUAUAUAAAAAAAUAAUAAUAAUAAUUAUUUUUUCUAUAAACUGGGGUUUGCCUUCCUGGAGUCUCUAUGAAUGAAUGUAUAUAAGACUUCGUAUUAACAGGUUCGUUGUUAGUUUGUGCAACCUUUUAUGAGUGCACUGUAUGCUGAUGAGGAACUCUCCCACACUCUCCCCAAUAAAGAAAAUUGCCACUUCACAUUUAA